Messenger RNA from Rhododendron vialii, 2108 nucleotides. RefSeq names its product (-)-germacrene D synthase-like. The transcript is spliced from 7 exons. The coding region runs from base 112 to 1824 and encodes 570 amino acids. Gene Ontology annotation, molecular function: magnesium ion binding; terpene synthase activity. The record is from RefSeq and is a predicted model, not a curated record. Lineage: Eukaryota; Viridiplantae; Streptophyta; Magnoliopsida; Ericales; Ericaceae. Gene Ontology annotation, biological process: diterpenoid biosynthetic process.
GUGGAAAGGAUUAGAGACUGUUGAUCUUCUCUUAUUCCUUCCAAUUCCAAUUUUCUGGUUCAUUCCCCUUCUAUUAUUCCUUCCCGUUUCACAGCCACCCAACACACGAAAAUGGCAUUCUCUUCUAUCCCAACUGCAUUAUUAACCUCAUCAAGUAAGGCACCGCCACCCGUUCAGGUUGCACUACGUCACCCAGAAUCAGUUUUUCAUCCUAGUGUUUGGGGAGAUCAUUUCCUUGCCUACGCUUCUGCUGACAUGGAAGUGGAUAUCAACAUGAAGCAAAAUCAUCAACAGCUUAAAGAAAAUGUGAUAAAGCAGCUAGUGGAAGCAAAUGGUGAUUGUUCACAACAGCUAGACCUUAUUGAUGUAAUCCAACGCCUAGGCGUGGCCUACCAAUUUGAAACAGAGAUUGACCAAGGCUUACAUCAAAUAUAUGAAACCUAUCAUCAAAGUGGUCACAAAUAUGUCAACGAUGAUGAGGAUCUUUACAUUACUGCUCUCUCGUUUCGAUUACUGAGACAACACGGAUAUCCUGUAUCUUGUGAUGUAUUCAACAAACUCAAGGACAAUGAAGGAAAAUUUAAGGAAUCCUUGAUUGGUGAUGUGAGAGGAUUAUUGAGCUUGUACGAAGCUACAUUUUUGAGUGUACAUCACGAAGAUAUACUAGAUGAAGCAAUGGAAUUUACCACCACUCACCUCAAUUCUGCACUACCGAACUUGAGCAAUAAUCCAAUCGCAGCACAAGUAGUUCAUGCUCUAUAUCAGCCCAUCCACAAGGGCUUGACAAGGCUUGAGUCAAGGCAUUAUAUUUCCUUCUAUCAAAAAGAUGAUUCCCACAAUAAAAUUCUAUUGGAUUUUGCAAAAUUGGAUUUCAACUUAUUGCAGAAAUUGCACCAGAAGGAGUUAAGCGAAAUCACAAGCUGGUGGAAAGAAUUGGAUGUUGCAAGGAAACUAUCAUUUGCAAGAGACAGAGUAGUGGAGUUGUACUUUUGGACAUUGGGAGUGUACUUUGAGCCUCAAUAUGUUCUUGCUAGAAGAAUUCUAACCAAAAUGAUUUGUUUGGUUUCGAUUAUUGAUGACAUCUAUGAUGCUAGCCAGGCUACCAUCGAAGAACUUGUGCUUUUCAAUGAGGCAAUUCAAAGGUGGGAAGUUAGUUCCAUGGAUCAACUUCCGGACUACAUGAAACUUGUUUAUCAAGCAGUUUUGGAUGCUUACAACAUGAUUGAUGAAGAAAUGGCCAAGCAAGGAAAAUUAUAUGCAAUCGACUAUGCAAAAUCCGCAGUGAAAGAUAUGACCAGAGGAUUCUUGGCUGAAGCCAAAUGGUACCACGAAGGCUAUGUUCCAAGUUUCGAAGAGUAUAUGCCAACUGCAAUAUUGAGCGGUGGUCAACAAGCGCUUGCAAUCACUUUCCUUCUUGGAAUGGGAGAGUUGGCGACCAAAGAGGCCCUUGAUUGGCUGUAUACUGAUCCUUUAAUUGUUCAAGGUGCAUCAGUGGUAGGCAGGCUCAUGGAUGAUGUGGUAGGCCACGAGUUUGAGCAAAAGAGAGGUCAUGUAGCCUCAGCAGUUGAAUGCUACAUGAAACAACAUUGUGUAACAGAAGAAGAGGUAAUUGUUGAAUUUGGAAAGCAAGUUACAAAUGCAUGGAAAGACAUGAACUCAGAGUGCCUCAACCCAACUGCCGCCCCAAUGCCUCUCCUCGUGCGAGUUCUCAAUCUUGCACGAGUGGUUUAUGUUAUAUACCAUGAUGGAGAUAUUUACACUCAUUCUAAAACCAAGCUCAAGGAAUAUGUGACCUCAGUACUCGUUGAUUAUGUGCCAAUUUGAAAUCCUGCAACAGGUUUAGCCCGAAGAUCAAGUAAUAUGAACACCUAUCUGUAUCGAUUUCUAUGUCGUCAAAUAAAGCAUAUGAACACGUAUGUUCAUUAUAGAUUGCUCUAGUACUGCUUGAAGAACUAAAGCUAGAGAUGCUUCUAAAGGCCUUGUUUUGAUCAAAUAAACCAGUGGAAUGCAUGCUUUUGUUGUUUUUUAAGCUAGGUUUAGGGAUCCUCCGUGUUUAUUGCGUGCAAUGUACGGAUUAUUCCAUCCAGAAAUAAAGUUGUCUCUGCUGU